Molecule: messenger RNA, 1306 nt
Organism: Galendromus occidentalis (western predatory mite)
Lineage: Eukaryota; Metazoa; Arthropoda; Arachnida; Mesostigmata; Phytoseiidae
Gene: ECSIT
Product: evolutionarily conserved signaling intermediate in Toll pathway, mitochondrial
Exons: 6
Coding region: 128-1306 (392 amino acids)
Biological process (GO): cell surface receptor protein serine/threonine kinase signaling pathway; innate immune response
Cellular component (GO): mitochondrion
Source: RefSeq, a predicted model, not a curated record
CCGCGUUUCGCGAUCAUAUGCGACCCACAGUUCGGAAAAAUAUAUUCCGUACUCUUUAUCGUUCUCCCCUGGUUCUCUCGGUGCGCCGGAUACCGAAAACCUCCUCCAGAACUCGGAUAAGAGAGAGAUGGCGGUCUCUUUGUGGAGAUCGCGUCUCACCUCAUUGAUCCAUCGUCAGGUUGCGUCUGCGACCUCACGCCAGUUCUCCCAGAGAGGCCUCAAUGAGAGCAUGGACGCCGACGAGAAGCGAGUCACUGUCACGCGGCGGCGAGACAGCUUCGCCGUGGAGAGUGAUGAAGUGAAAGACAAACGUCUGUUCAUGCAGAUGGUCGAGAAGUUCAAAGCAGCGAAUCCGAAUCGUCGAGGACACAUCGAAUUCAUCGAGGUCGCCUUGAAGCAUGUCGAGGAGUUCCAGGUUCACGCGGACAUGUCGGUCUACAAGGCGCUGUUCGAUUUGUUCCCCAGAGACAAACUGAGACCCAAGAACUUGACCCAAGCCGCAUUUGUGCAUUUCCCCCGCCACCAGGACUGUGCUCUGCACAUCCUCAAAAAAAUGAGCGAGCACCGCCUGAUUCCUGACCAAGAAUUUCGCCUAAUGAUCCUUGAUAUCUUCGGCCCGGAAACUCACGUAUUCAAGUUAUACUGCCGAAUGAUGUACUGGAUGCCAAAAUUCAGUAAUGCUUCUCCAUAUCGAUUGCCGAAACGCUUACCGAGAGACGCGAAGGAGCUCGCCCUGCUCGGCAUACAGAGGAUAACAGGCGUCGAUCGUGCGACGGAAAUCGAAGUUUUCGAGGCCAGAGAGCUCACCGAGUCCCUCGAUAAAACAUGGAUCGUUUCUGGUCAGAGUUGGAAGCAACGAGAGCUUCUGCUGGAAGAGAGUGGGAAAAACCCUCUGAAGAUCGAAGGACCGUUCACGCUGUGGAUGAAACCUCGAGCGAUACAAUAUUUUACACUGAUAGGAGAGCCACGCAUCAAGCCGGAAGUCUGCAUUGAAACUGACGAUGUGUCCAAUCUAAAACUGAGACUUUUCGGCGAGAAAGAGGAACCGACGAAAGAUAUCACGAACCUACCGAGCGUUCACGAGCAGCUGGAUGGAACUGUUUUCGCGUGCUGUGCCACCGGUACUUCAUCGAGGGAUUCGCUGCUCUCGUGGUUGCGGUUCCUACAGCGGAGAAAUCCAGUCUUAGAACGUCUCCCAACGGUUUUCAAAUUGAGAGCUCCCUCCGAAGCUCUCGUCAAUGUUGAUAUGCCCAACAAAUCUGAGCAAGCGGAUGCAUGGGCCGAGGAAAGUGCUCAAUCACAAUGA